AUGCGACCAGCAAAGACGCCUUCAUCCAGCUUCUACAGCAGCGCAGCCGCUAACUCGCGGGUCAAGGUGCAUAAUGUUGCACAAAGAAGCGGCCUCGAACGCGUUGAUGGUCUUCUUCCGCCAUCGUUGCGUGGUUGCGAACCUGGGGUGCUGAAAUCGCAGUCUGUUCGUGGAGGAGAGGAGAGGGGUGCAACGUGGGUCUUGCCUUUCAUCCAGAGCGUCAAGAGCCCAUUCCGCCGAUAUGGCCACAUCCGGAAUAGGCCUGCAGCAGUCAGACGUUCAGAUCCAAGCUGGAGGACAGAGGGCCUGCUUUUGGCCUCAGAAGUCUGCCUCCAAGGUCAGCAAAGCAAGUUCUUCCCAUGUACUUCGUCUCGCCAGUCCAAUUGCGUGUGGUACGGGUACCGAGAUUCUGUGUAG
Molecule: messenger RNA, 417 nt
Organism: Glarea lozoyensis ATCC 20868
Lineage: Eukaryota; Fungi; Ascomycota; Leotiomycetes; Helotiales; Helotiaceae
Exons: 1
Coding region: 1-417 (138 amino acids)
Source: RefSeq, a predicted model, not a curated record